Molecule: messenger RNA, 1566 nt
Organism: Ambispora gerdemannii
Lineage: Eukaryota; Fungi; Glomeromycota; Glomeromycetes; Archaeosporales; Ambisporaceae
Source: the annotation of a GenBank genome assembly
AUGUGUGGCAGUAGCUCUACCACAAGUGCACAUUCGCGAAGAUUAAGUGAGAUUCUAGAUUAUGAUGAUCACUUAAUACCACUUUCAUUAACCGAGACACAACGACGUCCUACACACCUUGAAAAAGAAGUGACGUUUUGGAAUGGGGUGAGUUUGGUUGUUGGCUUAAUGAUUGGUUCAGGGAUAUUUGCUUCGCCUGGACCUGUAGCGGAACAUGCUGGCUCCGUAGGAAUGUCUUUGAUGGUGUGGUUGGCGUGCGGUUUGUUAGCUUGCACUGGCGCGCUUUCAUAUGCGGAAUUGGGCGCGGAAAUACCCCUUUCAGGAGGGGAUCAUGCUUAUUUAUCGCAUGCAUAUGGUAGUUUGCCGGCAUUUUUAUUUAGUUGGACAGCAAUUACGUGUCUAAAGCCAGGAAGUAAUGCGAUCAUUGCCAUGAUUUUCGCCGAAUAUAUUAAUCGUAUUAUUUAUCAUACCGCCUUCGAAAAAGAAACUGAUCAUCCGAGCAAUGAAACUCAUCAAUGGUUCAAUAAAAUAAUGGCAUCGUUCUGUAUAUUGAUCGUCUCGUUCAUAAAUGUGUAUAGCGUGCGUUUAGCCACCCGUACUCAGGAUUUUUUCACGUUAGUGAAAUUAAUUGCGCUUGCAGUCAUUGCAAUAAUUGGCUUUGUGGUAUUAGGAAAAGGUGGGAUAACGGAGAAUUUCGAGGGAGAUCUGUUUGCGGAUAGUUCGGAAACUUUAGGAGAUUACGCUCUAGCUUUUUAUUCAGGACUUUGGGCUUACGAUGGCUGGAAUAAUGUAAAUUUCGUUGCUGGGGAAAUGAAAAAUCCUUCGCGUGAUUUACCACGCGUUAUUAUGCUCGGCCUACCGAUGGUGAUAGUAUUUUAUUUGCUGGCAAAUGUAGCAUAUUAUGCUGUGCUACCAUCAAAUAUUGUCAAGAAUACGAACACAAUUGCAUUGGAUUUCGGCAAAAAGAUUUUCGGUGCAACAGGAGGCUUAUUAUUUGCCUUAUGCGUAGCAGCUAGUUGUUUUGGUGCAGUAAAUGGAAGUAUAUUCACCGGUGGACGUGUUAUCUACGUAGCAAGUCGUGAGGGAUAUCUUCCCUCAGUUUUUGGUAAAGUACAUCCGAAAUGGAAUACUCCGACAGCUGCAUUAGCCAUGCAAGCUUCCUUGACAAUCUUAAUGAUUCUCGCGGGUACUUUUGCGACACUGGUCAAUUUCUAUUCGGUUGCCGCUUGGGUGUUUUAUUUUCUGACGUCUUUCGGAUUGUUGAUUCUGCGGUGGCGUGAACCCGACUUACCAAGACCAUAUCGCGUCUGGAUAACUACACCGAUCAUUUUCUGUUGUGUUGCCGUGUUUCUUGUGGUUAUGCCGUUUAUUCGAGUUCCACUCGAAUCCUUGGCUGCAUUAGGUUUUAUUUCGGCUGGAGUUCCUUUUUGGAUCAUUCGUGUCAAACACAAAGAUACGUUUUCGAUUCGAGGAUUCAAAAACUCCGUAACUAAUAUCUCGCAACGUCUUCGUAUAUGGCGUACGAAACAAGAGUAUCGAAAACAGGAAACGGUCGAAAUGACAUAG